Oncorhynchus nerka (sockeye salmon) is the source of this 1341-nucleotide messenger RNA. RefSeq names its product adapter SH3BGRL-like. Bases 546 to 1076 code for a protein of 176 amino acids. The transcript is spliced from 4 exons. Lineage: Eukaryota; Metazoa; Chordata; Actinopteri; Salmoniformes; Salmonidae. The record is from RefSeq and is a predicted model, not a curated record. Gene Ontology annotation, cellular component: cytoplasm.
CAAGAAAAUAUAAGAAAUCACAGACGUUAAUGUUGCUAUUCUGCUUGCAUUCAUGCGCUUAGUGUUGUUCAGCCACCAUGAGAUGAAAUCAUUAAAAUGUUGGAAGACAAUAUAGGCUAUUCUUAAAAAGAAAAACAAUGCCGCCAAAUAAUCACCCGGAUUUUUGAUAGGGCUAUAUUCUCUUAUCAGCUUUAGGCCUACAUUUGGGUAGCUAGUAUGUUGUAAACCUGUUACUGUUUUCCUUAUGUCAGAGCAUAUGUAUAUUUGCUUUAUUUAGUGUAUACUUAUUAAAAGUCUUACUUUAAAUAUAUGGGAUGCGUGUUUAUUAGGCUAUGUAAAUAGGCGUAAGAAAUAUAAACGUAGUCAAACGCUUUUGGAAAUACGUUUCGAAAGCACUGGGAUAGUGUUCCCAAUUGUUUUUAGAUAUCUGAUUUCCAUCGGUUGUUACAGAGAGAGAGAGAGAGCGAGAGAGAGAACGAGAUCAUUUGGAGACGUUGGUGCAGUGUGCACCGUUCACUUGGUUUUGGGGAGUGAAUCAAACAGCCAUGGUGAUAAAAGUCUUUAUAGCAUCAUCCUCUGGAUCGACAGCGAUUAAGAAGCAGCAGCAAGACAUCAUGGGUUUCCUUACUGUCAACAAGAUUGACUUUGAGGAGUGUGACAUCGUCACUAGUGAAGACAACAGGAAGUGGAUGAGGGAGAACGUACCUGAAGACUUCAGACCAAUGACGGGUGUCCCCCUGCCUCCACAGAUAUUUAAUGAAGAACAAUACUGUGGGAACUAUGAAGCCUUCUUUGAUGCCCGUGAGGAGCACGCAGUGUAUGCCUUUUUGGGCCUAACAGCCCCUCUAGGCUCCAAGGUAAAGACAAUGGUCUUAUGGACAUACUCAGUCUGUCAAAACCACAGGAAGCAGAGGCCUUGGCCAGACAGGAGCAACAGUAGCCAUAUGGUUUUGGUUAGCGGACCACAGUGCCCUCUUCUGGCGUCUUCCAGUCAGCUCUACAGCAGCCUGCCAGUGCUCGUCUGGAACACGUCUUCUCAGACCAAUCAUAGAGCUUUAUUUUGUUGUAAAAUGUAACCAGUCUGGUAUCAAAUUGACCAACGGAGCAAGGCCAAAUGUUGUGUUGUAUGACAAUGUAUUUAAUGUGAUAACCUUGUAAUGUUUCAAUAGUUCAAGCCAAUGAUGGGCAGUAUCCAGUGUUCAAUAUGAUUUUGAAAUCAAGGCAGAAUGAGUUCCCAAAUACUAGGCAUUUAGUAGAUCAUAUAGACAUGCUUUACACAUUUGAGAAUAUUUAAUUCAAUGAGAUAUUUUUCAACUUUGAUAAUAAAAUAGUGUUACUUCA